This is a messenger RNA of Polyodon spathula (Mississippi paddlefish), 3062 nucleotides long. Its product is annotated as mitochondrial potassium channel-like. Bases 118 to 1377 code for a protein of 419 amino acids. NCBI's taxonomy places the organism in Eukaryota, Metazoa, Chordata, Actinopteri, Acipenseriformes, Polyodontidae. The transcript is spliced from 4 exons. The record is from RefSeq and is a predicted model, not a curated record.
AUUGUCCUGUCUCAGUUUCCGUACAAACCAAGAGGUCAAGGACUCUGAGGGGCGGAACUUCAAGUGACAGAUUGCAGCUGUUUCCAGUUCCUUAACUGCACUCCGUGUCAACAUCAAAUGAGGUACAGAGGGGACCUGCUAGUGGUUAAGUAUGGGAGUCGUUUUUGCCGAUCUCAGAUCUCAGGGCGGUACUGGUCAGAUGUUCUUGCCACGCGGUUGUACUGCACCCAGAGCCCAAAGGACCCACCCAGCAAGCCUCCGUUGCUCCAGACCAGCAUAAACACCUUGCAAAAGGUGACCGAAAUGGGUAAACAAUUUGGGCAGAACAGUGCCAAGCAGAUAGCAGCAUCCACAAACUCAUUGUGGGCAAGAUAUGAAGAGUUUGUGGGUCUGAACGAAGUCCGGGAGGCACAGAAUAAAGUCACAGAGGCUGAGAAGGAGUUCAUGGUGGCCAGAGGGAUCGUCCGAGAGUCCCAUGAGAGCCUGGAGAACCUGCAGUUGAAACUGAAAGAGAUUCGUGAUCGGCUGGACCGAGUCUCCAGAGAGGAGGCCCAUUACCUGGAGCUGGCCACCUUGGAGCACAAACUGCUGCAGGAAGAGCGACGUCUCCGGACUUCGUAUGAAAAUGCAGAAGAAUCUGAGCGUGUGAAAUUCUCUUUAUUUUCGGUGGCGGUGCGCGAGAGCCACGAGAAGGAGCGCACGAGGGCCGAAAGGACGAAAAACUGGUCCGUCAUCGGUUCAGUACUGGGGGCCUUAAUCGGGGUGAUGGGUUCCACCUACAUCAACAGGGUACGACUACAGGAACUGAAAACCCUUCUGCUGGAGGCCCAGAAAGGACCAAUAAGCCUUCAGGAAGCCAUCAAGCAGCAGGCUGCCAUGCACAACUCCCAACAGGAAGAGCUGAGUAGUCUUAUCACCAACAUGCGGAGAACGAUGGGGGAGGAUGUGAAAGUAGAGGCACCAGCCAAGCCAUGGAUACCCACAGUAAGCAAGCCCACUGAGGCUGCCCAGCACUCUGAGGCUGCCCAGCGCUCUGAGGCUGCCCUCAAAGAGCAGCUAAUCUACAGCAAGAAGACCCAAAGCCUAGUGGAAGACCUUCAGCCUAAAUUACAAAAGGUGGAGCAGACCAUGGGUAGGAUGGUGUCCGAGCUGCAGUCGGUGAGGGUGGCUGUCCAAUCUCGCCCCACGGAGAGACCCAUUAUAAAGGCGGAAGAGGUGCAGGUCUUGGAUGCUGAAGAUGUUAUGAGCGGAUUGGCCAAAAUGGAACAGAGGAUAGAGGCACAAAUGCAAAAAAACACGGUGUGCAGCACAGUGCUGACAUACACUGCCUUUGCAUUGACACUACCUGUACUCUAUUUCAUAUUCAAAGGCAAUUGAGAAACAGUGAUAUAGGGGGUUAUACUGCAUCUACCUGUACAUACACUGGUCUAAACAAGCAGAGAAAGCAAUAUUCAGUAUAUGCACACAGGCACUCUAUUUCAGUUUCAAUGUGUUUGUGUCUGGUGUGAUCACAUAUAAUUGACGUACAGUAUGGAGGAUGGACAAAAAGACAGGUAUAGAAGGAAACAAUUGGGCCCCUGUUCACCAGUAUAGACUGUAAUAUCAGAUAUUUAUAUAUUACCAUCCCCAGAUGGAAGAUCAUUACAGCAGCUCUUGGCCCCCUAUUUACUUCUGGCUGCUAAAAAACGUCAUCAUUUUAGUCUAGAUUAGGCUGCACAUACAACACUAGCUGCCAAGUAGUGAUCUUUACAUACAUGUGAAGCUGCCGGUGCUGCUUCAGAUUUUGGAAUCAAGUCCUCAACAUCAAGGUAUUGAGCAAUUCGGAAAUGCUGACAACUUGCAUCCACAGUUUGCUGUUCAUAACUUGUAUUAUUGUACCCCGUUUUUUCAGAGUGGUUGACAAAGUGUUUGCGGGAAUGUUGAAAUCUGCAGCAACAUCUUUCUUUUUCGUGCACGGUGGUGCAUUAUCCACCGCUUUCAACACGUCCACUUUUGUCUGCAAGGAUAGAGCACAUUUCUGCACUGCUUUGUGGAAAUGGCAUUGAUGCAUUAGCACUAUGGCAAGUCGAAAUGCACCAUAGGAUCUUUAGCUCCAAAACAGCACUAAAAUAUGCUAAUCUGGAUAAAAGUUAAUACAUUUCCUGAAUAUCCUUUAUUCAGCUGUUCAGAAUUUUCCUCCUGGAGGAGGCUUCAAAGUAAUUUGCACCAACAGAACAUUUGUGUAAGUGAAUUGGUAUUAUAAGAAGUAAUUUACAAUAAGCGACUGCUAAAUUUGACCUGGACCAGGUAGAAACUUUGUAGUGUCAGGAAAUUCCUUUAAUCUAAUCUGAGUUUGUUUCAAUGAGAAUUGAUUGUAUGUAGAUGCCUUUAAGAUGCAAUGUGAAUGCAGGUAGUUAUGUUGUACCUUUAGUAAGGUGAUGCUCCACACUGUUCUCCACUGUGGUGGACUUCGUUCAGACCUUCCAAUUGGACUUUGUGUUGCUUUAUCUCAGGCAGGUAGGCAGGCCAGGGGGUUGGCUAGGUACUAAUGAGAUACAUGGUAUGAAGAGACAAGUUCCUUAUAUAGUGGGGCCUAUUCACUACACUUUUGACUUUCACUUUGGUUUAAGACUGUUGGGUAAAAGGAUAAUUCAGAUCAUUUGGAAGCUUUUCAGAAGCAUCUCAUGUCCUUCGUCUCUUGAGGCCAAAUCACUGUAAUAAAUGAGCCCGGUACUCUCUUCAAUAGUCCACAGCCAAAAAUCAUUACACAUUUUUGCACAAUUCGUUUAUACAGAUGUAUGGGUUCAUUUGAAAUAAGCUAAUUUGCUUGAAGGUUGUGGAUUCAUAACAUUACUGAUUUACUGAAAAAAAAGCUAAAAUAAUCUACUUUGAUUUGAAAAUUAAUUCAGAAAAAAAUAAUUACGAGUGCAAAAUCAUUGUCUGUAUCGAGACCCAAGGGAAUAUUUUGUUUUAUUAUUUUAUGGCAUGUCCUGAGAUUUCCCAAGAUAUCUUUUUGGAAUUUCAAAAACACAGGAAUUAAGUAUGUUCUAUUCAAAAGAGGCAGUGCAUUUGUUAAAAAAAAA